AUGCAGAAGCUGUGGUGUCUUAAAAUUGAUUGGAGUGAUAGAAUUCCUAUUGCUGAAAAUCGGGAAUGGCAUCAAUUUCUGAUUACACUAGAGAGCAUAAACAGUAUCGAUAUUGACAGACGUAUAGUGAUUGAUCAAGCAAAAACAGUUGAGAUCCAUGGUUUUGCAGACGCUUCUGAAUGUUGUUUCGGAGCAGCAGUUUAUUGCAAGUCCAUCGAUUCUUCUGGGAGAACAUUGGUAAAAUUAAUCUCGAGUAUAUCAAGAGUUGCUCCUCUUAAAAGCCUAACGAUUCCCAGGCUUGAGCUAUGUGCAGCUGUCUUAUUAUCAAAGUUGGUGAAAAAAGUCCUUAUUGCCUUGACAUUAGAAGUGACUCAAGUCUACUUAUGGAUAGUUCUCGUAUGGAUACAUAAGGAACCUAUGGACCUUAAGACGUUUGUUCAGUAUAGAGUGGCCGAAAUUCAAGAACUUUCUUCUGUUCAACAGUGGCAUCAUGCGGCAUCGGAUCAGAAUCUGGCGAAUCUCCUAUCACGGGGUGUAGAUUCUGAUAAGCUAAUGCAUCAUAAAUUGUGGUGGUGUGGUCCAGCGUUUCUGGUGGACAAAGACUAUCCAACUCGGACAGUAACUAUCUCGGAUAAAAGUGAGGAGUUCAGUGCUGAACUCAAAACCCCAUACCAUAAAGACUCUAAAGACACUUUACCAGUGUUGAAUGUGACUGUAAAUAAUUUUUUACAUAAUUUACUUAAAUUGAUUAAUAAUUAUCUAACUAUUUUACGUGUUGUUAGUUAUAUUUUCAGGUUCGUGAAUAAUUUGAGAAAGCCCUUAGACAGAUUGUCAGGACCAAUUAGUGUGCAGGAAAUAACCAAAGAAGAAUUGUUCCUGAUAAGAGUAACUCAAAGUGAAUGCUUUGGCGAAGAUAUCCGCCAUUUAAUAAGGCACGGAACUGUCUUACAUAAAAGUAAGUUAAAGAAUCUGAAUCCCUUCCUGGAUUCUGAUUUAGUUCUCAGAGUAGGAGGCCGUUUAGGUAAGACAAAUCUUACUUAUUUUGCUAAACAUCCGGCAAUAUUACCUAAAGUUCACAAAUUUACUUUAUUAGUUAUUGAACAUUGUCACAAAAGAUUUUUGCAUGUGGGUGCAACCCAUUAUUGA
Stegodyphus dumicola is the source of this 1146-nucleotide messenger RNA. RefSeq lists its product as uncharacterized. The record is from RefSeq and is a predicted model, not a curated record. NCBI's taxonomy places the organism in Eukaryota, Metazoa, Arthropoda, Arachnida, Araneae, Eresidae.